UGGGGACUACACUUCCGGUGUUAUUUAACGAAGAAACCGCUGUACAUGCUCCUGGCCAUGAUAUAAAGAAACUUUUUGAUUUGAAGUUGUCCUUUGAAGCUUCUUCGUGUGGCCCCACCUGCUACCCCAACUUGAUCCGUUGGCACAAAUCUAAACAUGACGGAGCCACGCAACCCCAGUAUGUCCUCCAUCCCUCAGACGGGCCCUGCACACACAGACUCCAGCUCACCUGCUGUAGAGAUGGACCCAGUGGAGUACACUCUAAGGAAGCGUCUUCCCCGGAAGCUCCCAAAAAGACGCAAUGACGUCUACGUCAACAUGAAGACGGACUUCCGGGCUCAGCUGGCACGCUGUCAGAAGCUUCUGGAAGGUGGGGGUCACAGAGAGAUCUGUGUUCACGGCUUGGGCCUGGCCAUCAACCGGGCUAUUAACAUUGCCCUUCAGCUGCAGGCCAGCAGUCAGGGGGCGCUACAGCUGGCAGCCAACACCUCCACAGUGGAGCUUGUGGACGACCUGGAGCCCGAAGACCCGGACGAGGCCGGAGAGCCGAUGACGCGUACACGUAACAAUUCAGCCAUUCACAUAAAGGUGUUCUACCCCGACGCUCAGUGACCAAUCAAAAGGCUUCCUGUGGAUCAGCCUGAGAUUCUCCAUUAGCCCUCAGGCCCUGUUUUUUUUCCUCUUUAACCAGUAGAUCACAAAACAUUGAGUUUAUGUGGAGAGCCACCUUUGCUAUUCUUGUGUUAUAUACAUUUUUCAGUCUGCAUGCUUUGGAACAAAAAUAGUGUGCACUAUAAUUUAUAAGUAUGUGGCUGUGCCAAUUUUCUUUAUGUGUAUAAUGUUUGUGUGUUCAGGUUUUAAAGAUGCCGAUAAGAAAGCAGCAAACAGGUGUUAUUGUUGUAAAUGUCCACUAGAUGGCAGUAGCAGCUACAAUAAACAUGCCAGGACGUUGUUCCUCUGCAGACUAACUUCUAUAGCUCCAUCACAACAGUGUUUUGUCAAAUUGUUUACAGUGUGAGUUCAGCUGAGGGUCACUGAGACGUAGACUCUGUUUAAAUGUGAUUUGUGUCUCUGAACUGCUGCUCAAAAUGUAUAUAAUGGACGCUGGAUUGUUUGAAAUCUGGGUAAAAAUAAAAACUUGCCAGAGUGUAUCUUUCUUUAACUAUCAUCUUUGUAUCAGUGA
This is a messenger RNA of Pelmatolapia mariae (spotted tilapia), 1183 nucleotides long. RefSeq names its product POP7 homolog, ribonuclease P/MRP subunit (gene pop7). NCBI's taxonomy places the organism in Eukaryota, Metazoa, Chordata, Actinopteri, Cichliformes, Cichlidae. Gene Ontology annotation, cellular component: nucleus; nucleolar ribonuclease P complex; ribonuclease MRP complex. The record is from RefSeq and is a predicted model, not a curated record. Bases 157 to 612 code for a protein of 151 amino acids. Gene Ontology annotation, biological process: tRNA 5'-leader removal. The transcript has 2 exons. Gene Ontology annotation, molecular function: nucleic acid binding.